Medicago truncatula (barrel medic) is the source of this 966-nucleotide messenger RNA. Its product is annotated as early nodulin-like protein 2. Lineage: Eukaryota; Viridiplantae; Streptophyta; Magnoliopsida; Fabales; Fabaceae. Bases 1 to 966 code for a protein of 321 amino acids. Gene Ontology annotation, cellular component: plasma membrane. Gene Ontology annotation, molecular function: electron transfer activity. The record is from RefSeq and is a predicted model, not a curated record. The transcript is spliced from 3 exons.
AUGAUUGAAUUGAAAUGUGUGAAAAAGGUUAGGGGUGGUAAUGGUUAUUAUAGUGAGCAAUUAACAAUGAUGAGAUAUGGUUUUGUUUUGAUUGUAUCAAUGCUAGUUCUCAGCACUUCAUUGUCAUCUGCAUACAAGUUUAAUGUCGGUGGCAACCAUGGUUGGGCAGUCAAAAGCUCACGACACUACUACAAUAAUUGGGCGACCAGGACUAGGUUUCGAAUCAACGACAUACUUUUUUUCAAGUACAACAAAGGAUCCGAUUCAGUAUUGGUGGUAAACAAACACGAUUAUGAUUCAUGCAACAUCAAAAAUCCAAUCCACAAGAUGCAUGAUGGAGAUUCAAUUUAUAAGUUUGACAAAGUAGGUCUCUUUCACUUCAUCAGUGGAAACCUUGUGAAUUGCCAAAAUGGUCAAAAGUUGAAGGUCGCUGUUUACUCUCCACGCCACCACCACCACCACAGUCCAUCAUUAUCUCCAACGGUUGCACCGGUGCACUCCCCAUCAUUGUCUCCCUCAUGGAAUUCUCCUGCACGCUCCCCAACACAACCAUCGGCUCGAAAUGCUCCCUCACCAAGUGCUGCUCCGACACGCUCCCCAACACAAUCACCAGCUUGGAAUUCUCCCUCACCAAGUGCUGCUCCGGCACGCUCCCCAACACAACCACCGGCUUGGAAUGCUCCCUCAUCAAGUGUUGCUCCAUCACGCUCCCCAACACAACCACCAGCUUGGAAUGCUCCCUCAUCAAGUGUUGCUCCAACACGCUCCCCAACACAACCACCAGCUUGGAAUGCUCCCUCACCAAGUGCUAUUGUCUGGACUGCUCCGGCACACUCCCCAGUACAAUCGCCAGCUUGGAAUGCUCCCUCGUCAAGUGCUGCUCCAACACAAUCGCCUCGAAAUGCUCCUUCACCCAAUAAUGAAUCUAUUUCCAAUGAGGAUGAUGAUGAUGAUGAUUCGUUUUAA